Pomacea canaliculata is the source of this 2727-nucleotide messenger RNA. RefSeq lists its product as uncharacterized. The transcript is spliced from 13 exons. The record is from RefSeq and is a predicted model, not a curated record. Lineage: Eukaryota; Metazoa; Mollusca; Gastropoda; Architaenioglossa; Ampullariidae. The coding region runs from base 233 to 1837 and encodes 534 amino acids.
UUCUACCCUUGCGAGUCGAAGAGCUCUGUUUGCGGAUCACACGGUUCGACAUCGCUCGUGUAGCGAAGUGAUAUUCAGAUAAUUUUUGUGACCUGCUUGAAGUCACGUCCACGCUCGCCUGCUUCAGUCAUCAGCAACCCCGCCUCCUUCCCUUUUCCUCCCUGACCCCCGUCCAUCGGGCACAUGCUUGACCUUCAUGGGCCGUUGACGAGCGAAAGCAUCAACUGCAACCAUGGGUGGUCUCCUGAUGUGGAAGACAGCGCUGGUGGUGCUGCUCCUGGAAGCAGUAACAGUCACUGCGGUAUUUCAGAAACAGGUGUGCGAUCUUCCACCACCUUCAAAAGACUACCCAGAGCCUCCCAAACGCCCCAAUGUGCCGACUACAUUCGAGGUGCACGUGGACUGUAAGAUCACCAACAAAAACAUGUCCACGGAGAUCCACGAGUACUACGACUACAACAACAACCGCGGGCUGCUACAUCAGGUGCAGGACGGCGAGCCUUUCUACCUGUACUACGACUACAACACCAACGAAAUGCUCUCCAUCUUCCCCAACGAACGUAUCUGCUACGCAGACGCUCUCUCAACCGACAAGAACACCUUCCUGUUCGGCUACGAAGGUUCUGGGGGCAAAGGCUACAUCUUCCCUCCAUCCGGGGCCUUACACUUCGAGUUCGACGAUGAAACCUCCGCGUACCUUGGUCCGGGUGUGGUGCGAGGAAUACGGGUGCGCCGCUGGUACGCUUGUCAGUACGUGGACCAGAUGGAUGCCACUGUCAACGUGUACUGGUCAUUCAGCGAUCCGAACAACUGGGACACAGCCGUUGGGUACCCAGAAAUCCCCGUCCGCUGUCAAGUGAAUGGGGUGGCGACUGAAGUCAGACACAACUAUACCCACAAUUUCACUCACACCUACGACUUUCUGCACUUCCAAAACUUCAUUACAAGGCCAGAUGUGUUCGAGACCCCCGAUGAGAUCGUGUGUCCAGGGAGGAAGAACACCAAGGCUUUGCCCUCCUUGCCUGAUGCUUUCUCCUUUACCAUGGAAGCCGUCAGCACUGCCAACCAUCAGGUCACCUUCCUGCGGGAGUGGUACGACUAUCAGAUGCAGUUAGUGCGGCUGGAGUAUAGUCCGGGACCAGCUCAGAUGCUCAAGUACGGACCUCGCCCUCUCACGGAAAUUCACGACUUCAGUACAGGUGUCGCGUACAUCAUGGACCGCGAGCUGGGCAACUGCAGCGUCACGCCCAUAGAGCGCAGCCAGCUGGGUGACGUCGUGCUGUCCGGUGACCUCACCACCGUGCACCUACGGACAGCCCAGCAGUUCUUCUACCUGGACAAAGUCCAGCCCGUCUACCUUGGGCAGAAAACUGUUCGCGGCAUCUCCUGUGACGCGUGGGUCGCCAAUGGCUCCGUCACCAACGCGAGUAGUACGUGGGAAUGGUGCUUCCGAGCGGCCAACUGGACGUCGGUGGAGGACGCACGUGCUCAGACCGGCAGUCCCAGCGGUACACCUGUCCAGAUGAAGCUGUUGCUGGCAGACGCCCAGUACGACUUCAACUUCUACCACUUCGUGCGAGCCGAUCCUGAUGUCCUGCGUUACGACGUGUCCUCUUGCUUCACGUCCACCCGGCGCCGGAAGUUUGACUUUGCUGUCUCAGGUCAGUUUGCUGCAACUGUCCAGAAAAACCUCCGGCAAUUUAGAGUUGCUGUACAAAAUGCCAUCAUCAAAGUAACGGGUUUGUCCCCUCUAAGGAUUGUAGAAAUUCAGGUGGUAUACUUGAGUGACGUACACAUACGCGUAACGCUACUGGACAAACCCAAAAAUAACCGGUGACGUCGCCCAGGUGCGUGCGCAGCCAGAACUGGACGCUGCUGCAGAUGCGCUCGCUAGUGCUGUUCGUGGCAACUCUCUUGUCAUUCAGGACAAGGCCCAGGCGGACAGAUAGGUAGCAUGACAGUGCUGUCCACCAGUCUGGUCGAGUACUGGGUGGUCAGCCAGCCUUCCUCCAGCACUGCAACCUACCCAAACGACAGCCACGGCGUCCGGGACAAGGGCUCCGCUGAGCAGCCAGGACACUGGAAGUGAUCGGUACUCACCAGAGACCAUGGGAGGCGUCGGUUUCGGGACCCUGUCCUUUGGUCUGAUCUUGGGAACCAUCACGGCGUUCAUUUACCUCAGGAAAACAGGCCGACUGUUAGUACAGGCAAGCACUGACCACUGACUGCCCAUGACGUCAGCGGAAGUCCCUGUUGGCGUCCGUACGUGCCCGGCACGUACCCUGGACAAGACAUUCUAACAGAACGUUGAAUUAACGAAGACUGAGCAGACUGCUUGUAAUGGAGCCAUUCACGAACAGUUUGAUGACAGUAAUUUUGUGACUGUGAUUUCGUAGACGUUAACUGACUGUCUAUGACAAGAUGGUGCGACACAGUUCCAGAGGACAGAAGAGGCAAGAGGAAGGACGUGUAUCAAGUGGUUUCUCUCGGCCCCUUCAAACCGAGCUCACUACAACAGCAACCACUAGAUGUGCGCUUGGUUUUCUUUCCCCUCCAUUGUUGGACCGCCGCUGAAAUUUAUUUAAAUUCUGAGUUCUCUCAGAAAUAUAUCUAAAUGCUGGGUUGCCUGGUUUAUCUAAAUGAUUGUCUCAUUCAUGUGUUACACUAGUCUAUAUCUUUGCCGCUUUACAACCUGCAGUAAUUGAUAAUAAAUACAUGAUGUUGAAA